Molecule: messenger RNA, 586 nt
Organism: Ostertagia ostertagi
Lineage: Eukaryota; Metazoa; Nematoda; Chromadorea; Rhabditida; Trichostrongylidae
Source: the annotation of a GenBank genome assembly
AUGCCACCAAAGCCGUCCGCCAAGGGAGCCAAGAAAGCCGCGAAGAGCCAGAAGGCCAGCCGUACUGGAGACAAGAAGAGGAAGCACAAGCGCAAGGAGAGCUACUCGGUCUACAUCUACCGUGUUCUCAAGCAAGUGCACCCCGACACUGGUGUCUCCUCAAAAGCGAUGUCGAUCAUGCACUCGUGCCACAAUCAUGCCCGACUCUCUACAUCAAUGGCUCGUACCAAGCAGACCGCUCGCAAAUCUACUGGUGGCAAGGCCCCACGAAAGCAGUUGGCAACCAAGGCCGCUCGCAAAUCCGCACCGGCCACAGGAGGAGUGAAGAAGCCCCAUCGUUAUCGCCCAGGAACCGUCGCCCUUCGUGAGAUCCGUCGUUACCAGAAGUCGACCGAGCUGCUCAUCCGCAAAUUGCCGUUCCAACGUCUUGUUCGUGAAAUCGCUCAAGAUUUCAAGACUGAUCUGCGUUUCCAGUCGUCGGCUGUGAUGGCUCUUCAAGAGGCCUCUGAAGCGUACCUCGUUGGUCUGUUCGAAGACACCAACUUGUGCGCUAUUCAUGCCAAACGUGUCACCAUCAUGCCCAAGG